This is a messenger RNA of Camellia sinensis, 1141 nucleotides long. The record is from RefSeq and is a predicted model, not a curated record. NCBI's taxonomy places the organism in Eukaryota, Viridiplantae, Streptophyta, Magnoliopsida, Ericales, Theaceae.
ACUCAUGGAUUACGAGCUGGGCAAGAAGCUGCUAAGAAAGGAAUUGGGUUCGUUGAGGCCUUCACAAUGAUAGGAAAGCAAGAAGGGAUUAAAGGGUACUGGAAAGGCAACCUUCCUCAGGUGAUACGCGUCAUACCUUAUAGUGCAGUCCAGCUGUUUGCAUAUGAAACCUACAAGAAACUUCUUAGGGGGAAGGAUGGUGAGCUCUCUGUUAUCGAAAGACUCACUGCUGGUGCUUUUGCUGGCAUGACUUCAACUUUUGUAACAUACCCUCUUGAUGUCUUGAGGUUAAGAUUAGCUGUUGAGCCUGGGUAUAAAACAAUGUCUGAGGUUGCCUUGAACAUGCUAAGAGAGGAGGGAGUUGGGUCGUUUUAUACUGGCCUUGGACCUUCUCUUAUUGCAAUAGCACCUUAUAUUGCUGUGAACUUUUGCAUUUUUGACUUGAUGAAGAAGUCUUUGCCUGAGAAGUAUCGAAAGAGGACUGAAACAUCUAUAGUAACAGCUUUGCUGUCAGCUACUCUUUCCACGGUGAUGUGCUUUCCUUUGGAUACAAUGAGAAGGCAAAUGCAAAUGAAGGGUACACCUUACAAGACAGUUUUGGAUGCUUUUUCAGGUAUAGUGGCACGGGAUGGUUUAAUUGGUUUGUACAGGGGUUUUGUUCCCAAUGCACUGAAAACUCUACCAAACAGCAGCAUUAGGCUUACCAGCUUUGACACUGUUAAACAUCUAAUAGCGGCCAGUGAGGAGGAGUUCCAAAGAAUUGUGGAGGAAAAUCGCGAGAAACACAAGCAAAGCACUGGUGAUUCAACGGACUAGGGUUUCGUUGCUAUUAUACUGUUACUGAAUUUUUUUCGCCAUUUUUUUUUAGAGUUCAUGUUCGGUAAGGAAUAUCUGCUUUUUGGGGGGAAUGAUGCUCUGCUAAAUGCAUUUGCAGUAGGUCUGAAUUUGUUGAGCUACUGGGAAUUCAUUUUCCUUGGUCUGUGGUUUUGUUUGACAAAUCAUAUAUGCUAGACUAGAAUUUCUGCAGAGUAGUUUAUAUAAAUAUUUGUCAUUUGUAAUAUUUCUGAAUUAUGAAAAUUAAUGCUUGAUAUUGAAAUUUCACAUAAUUUUAAUAUUAAGUUGAUGCUCAUGUUGGUAUGUU